UGAAGCAACCGUUUCUGCCGCGAUCCGCCGCCGCCCAAUGCGGGAUGAUGAAAUAGAAAACGUUCUCUUUUAUGGCAGUGACGCAGACGACAGCGAAGACGAUGAAGGCGAAGAACGGUUUCCUAUAGUUUUGCCAAGAGUAUCCCGGGUGUACUUAUCUGACAUCGACAGUGAUGACGAAAUAGAGUCAUCAACAACCGUGGAGUACUCUUGGCCACCUCCAAAUCCAGUCCCUGCUACUUCGGUUGUCGAACCUACGGAGCCAGCACCAACCCCAAUUAUAGAGCCCACAGAGCAGCCAACAACAGCCGCAGAUUGUCCAGCUCCUUAUCCAGAGAAAUUAAGGUUUGUAUGGAGACAGUUCCCACAGCCUCAAGUUUCACCAAACUUAAGAAGGGAAAGCUUCUCCCAGGCUAAUAGACGCACUGCUCUUUAUACCAACCCUUACGAAGCAUUCGUUGCAAUAUGGGAUCGUUCUAUUAUUGAGCAUGUAGCCAACGAAACAAAUAAAUACGCUCAGCAGUUAGCAGCGGCAAUGCUGCUGCAGGGAAUCGCUCCCAAUAGCAGAAUAAUAAGAUGGGUAGACACAACAGUGGACGAGUUAUAUACUUAUUUUGCUUUAAAUUUGGCCAUGGGUAUCGUAGUGAAAAGCCGUCUAGACGAGUAUUGGAACACCACCAAAGACAUAUUUUGUACUCCAGAAUUCUCCACCAAUAUGUCUAUCGACCGCUUUUUACUGCUGAGCAAGUGUUUGCACUUUAACGACAAUGCCACAUGUACCGCUGACAGACUUUCAAAUGAUGAAGCGAAAUUGCAUAAAUUGUUGCCUAUUGUGCAGCAUCUCAAUAUUAAAUUAUCUUCAUUGUACACUUUAGGCCAAAAUAUUGCAUUAGACGAAAGUUUAACACAAUGGAAGGGUUGGCUAAAUAUUAAAAACCACAUACCUAACAAGGCAGCACAAGUAGGCAUUAAAACUUAUGAAAUAUGCGAAUCCCAAACGGGCUACCUAUGGCGAUUUCAGGUAGAGGCAAAACAGAGCGUCACAAACCAGAAUGAGCAGGAUCCCAUAUCUGGAAAAAUACCGACUCUUGUGCUUAAACUUCUCCGUGGUUUGGAGCACAAGGGUCACACAGUAUGGAUGGACAACUAUUAUAACUCCCCUGCUCUAGCGAGGGAGUUGAAGCUUUUGGGGUUUGACUGCGUUGGUACUCUACGCACAAAUCGUCAAUUCGUUCCCGUUGAGUUGACAAAUUUGACAAAUAGGGAUAUGAAUGUCGGCCAGGUGUGCGGUUGCACAUCCGGAGAUGUUGACCUUAUUGUAUGGCGAGAUAAGAAGCGUGUUGCUCUUAUUUCGACAUACCAUGGCUUAACAACUCUGGAAUGCGGUGGCAUAGUCAAACCUGCUCUCAUACACGAUUAUAAUAUCUGUAUGGGAGGGGUUGAUAAAAAAGACCAAAUGCUAGCCAUGUACCCCAUAGAACGGACACGCACAAAAGUGUGGUAUAAAAAAUUUUUCAAACGGCUACUAAAUGCUAGCACAUUAAAUGCGUUUAUAAUGCUUAAACAAAACGACCCGUCAAUGACACACCGAAAUUUUCGUAAAUACUUGGUGAUUCAGUUGCUUCAGCGUCACAAGCCAGUCUCGCCACGUCCACCGGCAAUUUUAACCAUACCCGGAAGGCAUAUGCCUAAAUAUUUUGAAAAAGUGUUACAACAUGCUGGUUAUCCUCGGCAUCGACGAAGGAAAUGUGUUGUGUGCCGCAAACCCACAAUUUCAUACUGCGAAGGGUGUGAUGGCAAGGCUUUGUGCGUAUCGUCAUGCUUUUCACUGUAUCAUCCUUAGAGGUCACAGCUGAAAUAAUAAAGAUUCUCAUCCUAGUCUUUAGGUUAGCAGUCCUUUCUGUAAUGUUUGU
Messenger RNA from Cydia splendana, 1913 nucleotides. Its product is annotated as piggyBac transposable element-derived protein 4. Lineage: Eukaryota; Metazoa; Arthropoda; Insecta; Lepidoptera; Tortricidae. The transcript has 2 exons. Bases 38 to 1843 code for a protein of 601 amino acids. The record is from RefSeq and is a predicted model, not a curated record.